This is a messenger RNA of Rhizoctonia solani, 492 nucleotides long. RefSeq lists its product as uncharacterized. Lineage: Eukaryota; Fungi; Basidiomycota; Agaricomycetes; Cantharellales; Ceratobasidiaceae. The record is from RefSeq and is a predicted model, not a curated record. The transcript is spliced from 3 exons. Bases 1 to 492 code for a protein of 163 amino acids.
AUGUCUCAUCUUCCAGAGCACUUGUUCGGUAUUAUCCCUGAAGCAUUGCGGAAUCCCCGCGUUGUUGAUCCAGAGCCGUUAAGUAUCCGCGAGUGGAAUCCCGCAACCGAAUCGAUCACCCAAUGGAUCAAGGGAGUCCACACAACCACCGAUGGAAUGACUUCAUUGCAAUUAUCUAUUUAUCUCGGCCACACGGCCGAAGCCACGUCCAAGCACGAGAAACGCGUGACUUCGAUUAGACAAGCAUUCCAAGACCCUCUGGAUCCCGAUGCGUUUUUUGUACACAAAGGUUAUCAAGGGGCCUUUGCCGAGAUCCUCAAAUAUAUAGGAAGGCUCCUUCCAGAAGAACAAGAACAUGAAUUUAUUGCCACGAUCGUUCGGUCGCUCAACAAGAGGUUGGAUAUGGCGUUUGAGGAAGCCGAAGCCCGCGUAAUGAACAGUUUUUAUCAGAAGGUGAAGAUCAAACGUACUCUUCUUGGGAUGAACAACUAG